AGAAUAGAUACGAUUACACGUGCUAUCGUGCUAUACUGCCUAUUCGAGACUCGAGUCUUGUGCUGUUGUGCAUUUGUGCUACGUAGUAAGUUACUAAGUUAGUAGUAAAGUUUUUACGUUGUACCUGAAAAUAACCUCCGUGCUUUGCACUUUCGCCGUCGUCAAAAAUGCAUCAGUUCAGUGAUGCAGAAGAUGACAAUUCCCCAUUGGUCAUUAAUGACAAUGGGGACAUAUCUAAAUUGUUUGGUGAAAUGACUUUUAAUAAUAAUGGCCGUAAGUUAUUAAAUGAUCAAAAUACAUAUGAUACUGAUUACUCAGACGACAGCAGUGACGAUGAAACACUUUUUGAUAAUGGAUGUUAUAGUAAAAAAGGUGCAAAUGAAAUUAAGGCUCAAAUUCAAUCUACUACUCCUAACCAACAGAAUAAAAACAUUAAAAUUAGUGAUUAUCAACCAUCAGACAAUCUAUUUAAAAAAUAUUUAGACAAAGUAAAUACAGAUCCGUAUGAAGGCCCUGUACUUACUCAUGAAGCAUCCAAUAAACUGAUGGAAAGUUACAAAAAAGCUGAUGCCAUGCGAUUUAGAAAUAAAGACAAGUGCGACAGAGCUACAGCUGAACAAGUUAUGGAUCCAAGAACUCGAAUGAUACUAUUUAAAUUGCUUAACAGAGGAAUGAUUGGACAAAUUGAUGGGUGUAUAUCUACUGGCAAGGAAGCCAAUGUGUAUCAUUCAACUUCAACUGAUAGUGAAAAACAUUAUGCUAUUAAAGUAUUUAAGACAUCAAUAUUGGUGUUCAAAGAUCGUGAUCGUUAUGUUACCGGUGAAUUCAGAUUUAGACAUGGUUACUGCAGGCAUAAUCCAAGAAAAAUGGUACGUUUAUGGGCUGAAAAAGAAAUGCGUAAUCUUGCUCGAAUGUAUGCAGCUGGUCUACCAGUACCUCAACCAAUUUUGUUAAGAUCACAUGUUCUAAUGAUGUCUUUUAUCGGUAAAGAUGGUUGGCCUGCUCCAAAAUUAAAAGAUGCUCGUUUGACUACGUCUAAAGCGUGCCAACUUUAUAGAGAUUGUUUAAUAAUUAUGUGGAAACUAUACAACAUUUGUAAACUUGUACAUGCUGAUCUUAGCGAGUUUAAUUUAUUGUAUAAUGAUGGCGAAAUAGUGAUGAUAGAUGUAUCUCAAGCUGUUGAACAUGAACAUCCAUAUGCUUUGGAAUUCCUUCGAAAAGAUUGUACGAAUAUAACAGAAUUUUUCCGUCACCAUGAUGUUGGUACAUUAACUAUUAAAUGUUUAUUUGACUUCCUCACUGAUCCCACCAUCACAUUAGAUAAUAUGGAAACAUGUCUUGAUCGUCUUCAAGCAAAUAUGGUCAACUCAGAUCCAUUAACAAAUGAGGAAAUGGUUGAACAAGAAGUAUUCAAAAAUGCAUAUAUACCAAAAAAUCUAAAUGAAGUUGUUGAUUUUGAAAGGGAUAUUAGUAUGGUCAAAUCUGGUCAAACUAGUGAAGAUUUGAUUUAUCAAAAAAUUGUUGGACUUAAAGACGAUUUAUCUGGACCUCAAAAUACACCAGCAAUAUUAGAAGAUGAUGAUUCUGAUACUAAUAGUAGUACAUCAGAAAAAGAGAGUAUUAAUUCUGAUGAAAAGAGUAAAUUUUCUAAUUCUGCUAGACCAAAAAAUGAAGAUGCUGAAAGCAAACGAUUAAGAAAAAAACAAGUAAAAGAUGAAAAAGCAGAUAAGCGGAAGGUUAAAUUGAAAAAACAUUUGAAAAAGAGAAAAGAAAAGACAACUCAGUGUAGAAAAAAAUAAUUAUUAUUUAGUUAUUGUUAAACAUGCUUUGGUAAUAAACGGUUAUACAUUUUCGAUCUA
Molecule: messenger RNA, 1859 nt
Organism: Myzus persicae (green peach aphid)
Lineage: Eukaryota; Metazoa; Arthropoda; Insecta; Hemiptera; Aphididae
Gene: RIOK1
Product: serine/threonine-protein kinase RIO1
Exons: 10
Coding region: 168-1799 (543 amino acids)
Biological process (GO): maturation of SSU-rRNA
Cellular component (GO): cytosol; preribosome, small subunit precursor
Molecular function (GO): ATP binding; protein serine/threonine kinase activity
Source: RefSeq, a predicted model, not a curated record